AUGGCUUCAACUUCCUCGACAAAUGUUAAUGAAAUUCUCCCUGGUCUCGAAGAUUUUCUUCGUUCAAUGUUAAGUAGUACACAUUUGGAGAAUGAUCAUCGACAAAUUGCGGCUAUGUAUCUAGAUAAACUUGAUCAAUAUGGUCAAUCAACAAAUCAACAAUCAUCUCUUAUUGAUGAUCAAUCAUUAAUGAACACAGAUAUCAUAUCAGAUGCAGAAAGUGAUGAUUUUACUGAUGAGGAAGAAGAACAACAAACUCCAACUAUAACAAGACAUUCAUCCGUUUGCGAUACUGUACUAUAUGAUAGUACAAAACAAGAAUCAAAUACUAGUAGUAGUAGUCAAUGGUAUGCUGAUAUACCAAAAAAUGACUCUCCAGAAGCACAGAUAUCAAAUGGUAAACAUAGUGAAAAGUCAUCAUCAAUCAUGCAAAGUCGAUUAUCCAUCCCAUCGUCAACUUCAUCGAGUAUAAUAGCUGAUGGUCUAUUAUUAACAUAUGAUAAAAAUCAUAAUUGGAUAUGGCGUUAUUAUGUUCUCGAUGAUUAUGAUCUUAUUUGUUUCCCAGCUGAUAAAAAGUCUCGAUUAACAACCGAAGGAGAAUCAGAUAAGAAUUGUUCACCACUAUGGGUGUCAGAUAUAACUAAUGCAAAAGUUCAUACAACAGUUAUAGAUAAAAUCGAAUGUUUAUGUUUGUAUAUUGGCCUUGCUGAAGCGAUUUAUGUUCGGCCGUCAGAUCCCAAUCAAAUAAAUAUGUGGCUUAAAGCAUUCCGUGAUGCAGCUUCAUCACAAAAAUCUCGAGAUACUUCAAAAAAUCAAAGUAAUGUCAAAAUAUUAUCUCGUAAUGCACGUCGUAUGUUCGCUCAAUUUAAUCGAAAAAAAGGUCAAAUUGUUUCACAUUUACUUGAUCAAAUGGCUAAUGUAACGGGUGUUGAUGAUAAAACACGUAAACAUUGUGAAUUACGAGGUUUUCUUGUUAUAUCUCUUGAUAAUUCAACAUUUCUAACAAAAUAUUGUACAAUAGUUGAUGGAAUAUUUCGUAUACAUAAAUCUCGUUUAAGUGAGCAAACAGAUCAUGAAUUUAUUUUAAAUCGUUGUAAAUUAUCAUUUCCUGAAGAACGUACACGUGAUAUACAAUUUGCUUUAACUGAUGAACAAAUACGAAAGAUUUUUAUUCGAGGAAAUAAUAUCUAUAGUAUGGGACGUUUAUUAAAUACUUUAGCAAAAUAUGUUGAAAUAAUUGGAAGUUCAGAAAAAGUUUUUAAAUCAGAUGAAACUACUUCAUUAACUUUACCAAAUAAAUCUCAAACAUCAUCACGUAUUAGAUCAUUAUCUCAAGUGAAUGAAGGUUAUUCAUCAUCAUCAUCAACGGUGAAAUCAUUACCAUUAAAUAUUACAAAAAAUAUCUAUCGAAGUGCAUCAAAAUUACACGAUGGUCGAACAAAUGUUUUACCAAAUCGUACGAAUAAAAGUCAAAUAUCUAUUCAACAAGAUAAUAUUAUUUCAAAUGAAACAUAUGAUCAACCAAAAUCUUAUAAUAAGACAGAAUCAAUUGAUCGAAAUAAUAAUCAUAUAUUGAUAACAACAGAUAAAAGAAAAAAUGAAAAAACUCGUUCAGAAUCUCCUUCGCCUAUAAAUAUUAUACAAUCUCAUCGAAGCUCAUCGCCAGAUACAUUAUCAUUAACAUCAUCUCAUGCAGAUCCCGUUUUUUGUAUUCGUUCAAUUCAUUCUUCAUCAUCUCAACAUCGAAAUUCUCAUCGUCAUCGUCGUCCAUAUCCAUUACCACGCCGUACUUCAGCGGAUUAUGUUAAUAAAUUUACAAAUCUUUUUACAAGACAUACUAUCGAACGUCAAAUAAAUACAAAAUCACGUAGUACAAGUAUACCUUCAUCUCAAUCAUCAUCAUCAUCAUGCUAUAAUUCCAAUCGUAUACAACCAUCAAUUCUAAAUGAUAAAUCAACAUAUAAACAUGUUUAUGAUAUUCCAAUUACAAUUGAACGUUCAACAAAAUCUCUAAAUUCAACAGCUGAACAAAAUCAAAAAUUAACAUGUGCAAUAGAUGACGAUUUAACAUAUGACAAUGUAUCAAAAACAGAUGGUAUUGGUAAAUUUCGUUUUGUUAUUCCAUUUAAUCAUAGCUCAAGUUCAGCUUUUACAACAAUAAAAUCAAUUAAUUCUCCAUCAAGUUCAUCAUCAUCAACGUUAAGCUCAAAUUCAAUCUUACCUCAAACAUCGUCUUCUUCUUCUUCCAAUAAUUCAAAUACGAAUACGAAUAAUAAUAAUAAUAAUCGACCAAGAUUAAUGACAGCUGUCUAG
This is a messenger RNA of Adineta steineri, 2313 nucleotides long. Lineage: Eukaryota; Metazoa; Rotifera; Eurotatoria; Adinetida; Adinetidae. The record is from the annotation of a GenBank genome assembly.